AUGCGUGCAGUCACGCCCCAGACCCUCAACUGGCUUCGCGCCGUGGUCCGCCGCGAGCUCGAGGUCUCUACGCUCUCACCCACCACGUCCCGACACUCCCAUCCCCGCCUCCGCCCUUGCGCCGCUUUCUCCGCUCAAGCAUCACACGCCCGCGCAUUCAAUACGACGUCCAUGCGCUUGCAAAACUCUCCAUCUCCAUCUUCUUCAUCAUCAACUUCCGCCGCAGCACCGACGGUGCAACAUCAUACAUACUACACGUUAUUUCCUAAGACGCUCCCCCAUGGACCGCCGCCGACGGGGCCCUUCGCGGUCGACCUGCGUGCGCUGCGCAACGAGUUCAUACAGCUGCAAUCAGCGGCUCACCCAGACCGCCAACCUAGCGGCGGGGACAAGCGGCGGGCAGAGGGGCUUUCGGCGCGCAUCAACGAAGCCUACCGCACGCUGCAGAACCCGCUAUUGCGGGCGCAACACCUGCUGCAGCUGCGCGGAAUCGACCUGGCCGAGGAUGAACGGCUGAAGGUAGAGGACCCGGAGCUACUGAUGGAGGUGUUGGAGGCGCGCGAGGCAAUCGAAGAGGCGGAGAAUGAGGAGGAAGUGGUGGCGAUGAAGGAGGGGAACGAGGCAAGGAUCAACGAGAGCGUGGCGAUAUUGGAUAGGGCGUUCAAAGACGAUGACAUCGAGACGGCGAAGAGCGAGGCGGUGAAGCUGAGGUACUGGGUCAACAUCAAGGAUAGCCUGGAUGCAUGGGAGCCGGGGAAGCCAGUUGUGCUGCAACAUUAG
Messenger RNA from Diplodia corticola, 780 nucleotides. RefSeq names its product fe-s protein assembly co-chaperone. The coding region runs from base 1 to 780 and encodes 259 amino acids. Lineage: Eukaryota; Fungi; Ascomycota; Dothideomycetes; Botryosphaeriales; Botryosphaeriaceae. The record is from RefSeq and is a predicted model, not a curated record. Gene Ontology annotation, molecular function: ATPase activator activity; protein-folding chaperone binding. Gene Ontology annotation, biological process: protein complex oligomerization; [2Fe-2S] cluster assembly. The transcript has a single exon. Gene Ontology annotation, cellular component: mitochondrion.